AUGUUAGUUAAUCGUCCAUGGUUAAAUGUUCAAUUACCUGAUAUAAAAAAUUUUUCAGUUCCAAUUCGAAUAGCAAAAAUGGCUUUAGCUGCUCGUUUAACUGAUGGAGAAAAAGAUCCAUUAGAUGAAUUAAGUGAUGAUGAUACAAAAAAAGAUAAAAAUUUAUUAGUUAAAAAAAAGAAAAAAACAAAUUCAAUUGAUAUAAUGGAAAUAUUUGCAUUAAAUCCUGAACCAAUAAAAACAUAUUUAUUAGAAACAAAUUCAUCAACAUUGGCUUUUUCAGCAAAACAUAUUCUUAUUCAUGAUAAUAAAAAAUUAAUUUUAUUUGAUUUAAGUAAAAAAAUUCAUGAAUUCGAAUGGAAUGAUAAUGAUUAUGGUAUAUUGGUUGAUAUAUGUUGGAUGUCAUCAUUAUCAUUAUUUGUUAUAUUAACAAUUAAUUCUGUAUAUUUAUAUGAUCCAUCAAAAAGUAUUGGAAGUGUUCCAGUUAAAGUUGAUUCAAUAA
Rotaria sp. Silwood2 is the source of this 502-nucleotide messenger RNA. The record is from the annotation of a GenBank genome assembly. Lineage: Eukaryota; Metazoa; Rotifera; Eurotatoria; Philodinida; Philodinidae.